GCCCAGUUGUGGGCACUUGCCCUUCUUAAAAAUGGCUACCACAGCACUUCAGGAAAGAAACCGCUCUGGGCCCCGCCUUUGAUCUCGUUGGUGGGUCUGGGGGAUGCGAGCUGCACCGCGCGGGACAAGUCGCCGGCGGCGCCCGACGGAGCAGGAGAGGAGAGAGCAUGGAGCUGGAGAGGAUUGUCAGUGCAGCCCUCCUUGCCUUUGUCCAGGCGCACCUCCCAGAGGCUGACCUCAGUGGUUUGGAUGAGGUCAUCUUCUCCUAUGUGCUUGGGGUCCUUGAGGACCUGGGCCCCUCAGGCCCAUCAGAGGAGAAUUUCGAUAUGGAAGCCUUCACUGAGAUGAUGGAGGCCUAUGUGCCUGGCUUCGCCCACAUCCCAAGGGGUACAAUAGGGGAAAUGAUGCAGAAGCUCUCAGGGCAGUUGAGUGGUGCCAGGAACAAAGAGAACCUGCAGCCACAGAGCUCUGAGGUCCAAGGUCAGGUAUCUAUCUCCCCAGAGCCUCUGCAGCGGCCCGAAAAGCUCAAAGAAGCAACAGUGUCUUCUCCUGUUGCUGCUGGGGACACCCAAGAUGAGGCAGCUGGCGCUGAGGAGGAGCUGCUGCCGGGGGUGGAUGUACUCCUGGAGGUGUUCCCUACCUGUUCGGUAGAGCAGGCCCAGUGGGUAUUGGCCAAAGCUCGAGGGGACUUGGAAGAAGCUGUGCAGAUGCUGGUAGAGGGGAAGGAGGAGGGGCCUCCAGCCUGGGAUGGCCCCAACCAGGACCUGCCCAGGCGCCUCAGAGGCCCCCAAAAGGAUGAGCUGAAGUCCUUCAUCCUGCAGAAGUACAUGAUGGUGGAUAGCGCAGAGGAUCAGAAGAUUCACCGGCCUAUGGCUCCUAAGGAGGCUCCCAAGAAGCUGAUCCGAUACAUCGACAACCAGGUAGUGAGCACCAAAGGGGAGCGAUUCAAAGAUGUGCGGAACCCUGAGGCUGAGGAGAUGAAGGCCACAUACAUCAACCUCAAGCCAGCCAGAAAGUACCGUUUCCACUGAGGCACUUGCCGGACUCUGCCCGAGCCGUCUAGGCUCAGAUCCCAGAGGGAUGCAGGAGCCCUACGCCGCCACACAGGGCCCGCCCUAACUCCUGUCCCCGCCUUCUUUCCCUACUUCCUUGCUCCACAGUGUUAACCUCCUCUUGGAGCUGCCACGGGCACAGUAAAGGUAGCCCCAGGAA
Molecule: messenger RNA, 1212 nt
Organism: Hippopotamus amphibius kiboko
Lineage: Eukaryota; Metazoa; Chordata; Mammalia; Artiodactyla; Hippopotamidae
Gene: CUEDC2
Product: CUE domain containing 2
Exons: 9
Coding region: 168-1031 (287 amino acids)
Molecular function (GO): ubiquitin binding
Source: RefSeq, a predicted model, not a curated record